Molecule: messenger RNA, 1983 nt
Organism: Pieris napi
Lineage: Eukaryota; Metazoa; Arthropoda; Insecta; Lepidoptera; Pieridae
Product: tumor protein p63-regulated gene 1-like protein
Exons: 6
Coding region: 94-1140 (348 amino acids)
Cellular component (GO): cytoplasm
Source: RefSeq, a predicted model, not a curated record
AUGACAUUAAUGUAAAUUGUAAAUGGAUUCAUAUCAGUUCUAGCAAACAUUGUUUUGGUUUCAAUACUUGAUUAAAAGGCGAUUUAAUAUAAAAUGAGUGAUUUAAUGGAGGAUGGUAUGGAAUUCCGUGGAGGUACACUACAGUUAUCAACAGAAAAUAACGGGGAGAACUCUGAAAGCAGAGUCCGAGGUGCGACUCAAAGUCAUAAUAAAAUCAAAACACCGAUAAGUGUUAAUCCAUCGGUGUUAUCGGGCGCUGAUUCUCUAUCAUCAUCUGCAUCCUCUUUUGCAGAUGCUCGUCAGAGUACAUCAAACAAUGAUAAUGCUGAGCAACCACAGACAGUAUAUCCGCGUUAUGAUGUACCAUUUGAUAAAGAGAAUAUCAAAGACUUUUUUACAUUCCGAAAGGGUGUUGUUGAAAAUGCUAUUCAAGAAUGUAUCACUGCUCUCUUAUUUCCUGAAGAUGGUGAAUAUUUGGGAUCAUGGCUCUUAACUGAAAUAACACUCUGGGAUAAUGAAAAAGAAAGAAUUGUGCUAAUAACAUCACGGCUUGUAAUGAUAAUCAAAUAUGAUUUUAUUGCUAUGAAACAAAUGGACUUUAGGAAAACAUAUCUUGACGAUUUGGAUACUGUGGUAAUAGGAGAACUGGUGUAUCCACCCUCAAGUCUUGUUCCUCGACUAAAUGGUAUUGCGACUGGUGUAACAACGGUUGUUAAAGACUGCGUGAUAGAUCGACUUUGCCGCCGACCAACCUCAACAGAUGAUGAAACUAAACCGUUUGAUCCCAAAUACUUUGAACCUAGAGAAAGAAACCUUCGCGGUGUUCGAAUGAUGUGGAACAAAGGAGAACCUUUGCCACUGAAGACAUUAUGGAAUCCUUUUAGUCAAGAAGUGCCAUUCAUAACCUUUGCGUCGCAUCCUAUCUAUUGGCACAGAGAAGGCAAUGUAGAAGAGAGAUCCACGUUUGACAUGGAGACAUUUGCUCAAAAACUUCAAUGGGCCAUUGAAAAUAUGCCCAGCAGCGCUUGCUGUAUACAUCAUUCACCUAUUGUGAUACAAUCGUACCUUGGAAUAGCCUCUCUUCUCCAUAAUAAGACAAGCAUGGGUUUCUUCAAAGUGAGAGGAAAGUUCAGCUUUUAGUUCAUUGGAGUCUUGAUUGUUAAAUUGGUACGCCUAUAUAAUUAGAAAUUGGUUUAGUCAUUGAAAAGUAUUCUUUAUUAGUCUUACAAUGGUACAAUAUACAUCAGUAUUGAACUUUCUUAGUACAAGUGGUCACCAUAAGAGUACCUAGUAUAUUUGGUACGAAACAUGUUUUUACUUGUUUCUGGAGUGCGCAUUAAUAUCAUAGAAAAUGCGUGUUUGUUAAAAGUACUUCCUGUUUUAGCAUUUUUAUAAUAUAUAUAUGUCGCAGAUAGUUAGAUACGAGCAUGCGCAUUUGGCCUAGCUCACUCCUGGCGCUAGUUAAAUUUACUUUUAUUACGCAUAUUUAAUGCGCGUAAUUUUGAAGGGACAUAGUAAUUUAUUAAAAAAAAUUUUAAACACGCAAUGCAAAUUUGUACCUAACAAAUAUAAAUUCAUCUGUAAAGAACAAUAUAAUAUCGCAAGCGUAGUAGCGCAUGGGUUAGUGAGUAAAUGGCACGAAAUUACGUUGAGUUACUUAUUCCUAGAGUUAAUAAUAAUAAUGAGAAAAUAAUAUGUAAUAAUUAAGAUAUGUUAUCUAAUGGAGAUUUGAAAAUUUAUAUAUUUUGCUUAAAUGCAUUUAACUUACGACUUGUUGUAGCUUGUUUGUUGAUUGUUAUUCUAGAUGUAGCAUUUAUAUCUUUGCUUUUAGAAUAUAUUUAGCAAAAAAUGUGUCAUAAUACUUUUUUCUGUAGUUAUUUAGAUAUCUAUUUUAAAAAAGUGCGUGCGUACAAAGUACACAUGUCAGAAGUGAAACUUCUUUGCCAAACUAAUUUUUAAGUCUUGUUCAUACAAAUCUAAAAC